AUGAUGAUGGUGGCACUGGGUGAGGGUCGGAACAUCACAGUCAUCUCUGUUCCUUCUGCUGUUCGCUGGCAGGAUGUAGUUCUUGGUAGGAUGAAAUGGGCAGCCAUUCUGAUUGACAAACAGAUCAGAAAUGAAGCAGACUACCUGUUUAUGAUGGACAUCGAUAGCAUCUUCUACAAUCGCUUUGGAGCCGAGUCUCUAAGCCAACUGUCUGCUGUACUUCACCGUGGCUACUACAAGAACACAAAUAGGGAUGCCUUUCCAUAUGAGCGUCGUCCUGAGUCCAGAGCCUACAUUCCAGCUGGACAAGGAGAUUACUACUACACUGCAGCUGUCUGGAGUGGAUACUUGGAGGACAUGUACAAACUAAUCAAAUACUGUUAUGAGCAGUCAGAGGAGGAUUCCAAGAACAAUACUGAAGCUGUAUGGCAGGAAGAGAGUCAUCUCAACAAGUACCUGUUAUACAACAAACCAACCAAGGUGCUGUCUCCAGAGUAUCUGUGGUCUGACUAUGAUAAGAAACCAGAAGACAUCAGAGUCAUCAGGAUUUCUCAGCUGGUCAAGAAUUAUGAAGAAGUGCGGCCCAAUGGCGGGCAUUGA
Molecule: messenger RNA, 600 nt
Organism: Thalassophryne amazonica
Lineage: Eukaryota; Metazoa; Chordata; Actinopteri; Batrachoidiformes; Batrachoididae
Product: globoside alpha-1,3-N-acetylgalactosaminyltransferase 1-like
Exons: 6
Coding region: 1-600 (199 amino acids)
Biological process (GO): carbohydrate metabolic process
Cellular component (GO): Golgi apparatus; vesicle; membrane
Molecular function (GO): hexosyltransferase activity
Source: RefSeq, a predicted model, not a curated record